AUGUCAGAUGUAGAAGGACUUACGGCACUUAUUGCAAUUGCAGGUCGACCAGGCACGGAUUACCCGGUGCUGGGAAAGGUGCCUUACACGAAUUUCUACUGUGAUGACCAGUCCUACCCCGGCUUCUUCGCCGACGUAGAGACGAGAUGCCAGGCGUGGCAUUAUUGCGACAUAGACGGUCGACAAGCAACGUUUCUCUGUCCGAACGGCACGCAAUUCAGCCAGGCGGUCUUCGUCUGCGACUGGUGGUUCAACGUGAGGUGCGAGCUUAGCCCGAAGCUCUACGCCAUCAACAGUCGACUUUACGGUACGCCCACGGAGAGCCCGACCAGACCUCACCGACUGAUCACGAAGGAGCUUCUGGAGAAUAUCUUCGUGCGUAGGAAAUGAAGCGGGCGGGCGGACGGCACGCGAUACUCGUCUCGAAACGAAGAGAAGGAGAGAGAGAGAAAGAGGGGAAACGCAAUCACCGUCGUCUCAGAAGGAAAGUACUUCCCUCGCGAUACAGGAAAUCGCAGAAAAACGUUGCGAGAUUACCGCGACGCUUAAAAAAAUAUCUCGCCGAGUCUCCAGAUACGUGCAGAAAAUGAUUCGGUCUUUCUUUAAAAAAUUCACGGACUCGGAUUUUCAUACCUUUCUCCGAACGCGGAAGCAAUCGCAGUCACUUAACUAUUCUGUCACAUCGAUCGAGAGAAGCCAGAGCGUGGGAUUCGUGCCUGGGCCCUAUCACGACUGCGGAACUUUCAAAGGAAACGAGGAGACGUUGGAGAGGCAUCUGACGAUAGCCGAUCGCGAGGAGAGCACGACGGCGCGAUUAUCCGUGACAAUCGUGGAUUCUGCGAAAGGUCGUCGCGAGAGUAUCGCGGGGGGAGGCCCGCGCUGUCGACGAUAGCGCACUCGAGCCGCUGAAUCGCGCGAUGAGCGUUCCGGGGAGAUUACCGGUGGAUAAAUCUUUGCCCAAUGAAUAUCGAAGCGAUCCUCGCCGAAGGCGAAGAACGUCCCUGCCAUUCUAGAACGGGAGAGAAUGAGAGGAAGUGUGAUGAGCACCGCUGCGUCAAUAAAAGAGGAACCGGAGGUGCAGCGCGACUUCCGUCUGCGAUCAGCCUUCCCUUCUGACGGAAGGAACCGCCCGACGCGGAAAAGCGUUCUCCGCCCGAUGCGGUUCUUAAUCGUUGAUGAGAUCCCGCUUGAAUUGACGGGAGAGUCGAGUCGUCUUCCUUCGUCUUCUCUUCUUUCGAUCGACGCUUUACAGACGUCUCUCAUCGACGGACAUUUUUCUCUCUCUCUUUCUCUUUCCAGCGCCUCGUCGAUGGACAAGAAACCUCGGAAGUUGAUCGUUACGGCGGAAGUAGCCAUCGAUACGGGCAAUACGUGCCACCGACACACCUGCGGGAAAAUCAACCGAGUGCUCCAUGAUCGAUCAUCAAACCCGGACACGACUCCGUUGGACGCUCCGACUGCGUUAUAGUCUAUUUGAUGGAUUAACGGAUGUUGCGGUUUCCUUUUUAUUUUCAGAUGACGACGUUUUGUACGUUAAAUUAUAUUUGUCGAUCUAUAAACGGGGAUUAAUAUCAGUAGUGUUCCUACUGCGAGGAGUUCAACAGCGUUUAAUCGUUUUCUUGUGGUCGCCGUCGAGAAGGGGAGUCUUCAAACACUAAAGUAAUAGAAAACGCCUACAUAAAUAGUCCAGUAUCGCCAAAAUAUUGUUAAUGCGUUAUUGUAAAAAUAAUACCGAUUGCAAAACGCACAAAAGACUAUUUGAAUAUUGUUAGCUUGUUAACAUUAUUCUACAAGUUGUUGGACGAAACAGUAGUAUAAACUGUGACCGUGCGAGAAGAGAUAAAUUAUAUUUUUAUAUUACUUUUCGAGUAUAAUUCCCAACAUAACAUAAAAAAGACGCGAGUCUCUUUCCUCUCUUCAUAAAUUAAAAAGAUAUUGCAAUUUAUAUUACUGUUUCGGCCAACAGCUUAAACUCUUAAGAAUGCAAAUAAGAUACUAAUAAUACGUAUGUUAAGAGGAGUGUAAGGAAACGAUCAUUUAAUCCGAGUAAUUAUCCGAACGGAAGAACGAUCGAAUUUUCGCGAUAAUGCGCAACGCUAUUCGCUUUGCGCGGCGAGCUGUGCUGAAGGAAGGAAUCGAAUGCGUUUCGCGCGUGGACGGCAUUUACGAGCGCACAAGUCGAUGCUUCCCGAAAUCAAUAGCCGAUAAUACGAUUGUGCAUGCCCGCCGAUUGCGAUGCCCGAGUAAAGUACCACGCAACACGCACACGAUGACAACGGCAGGCUUUUGCCGGCAAUUAGUAAUGGCGCGUCGUGCGAGAUGCGCGAUAUUGUUGCGGCCCGCGCGGAAAAAAAGCGCUGAAAUGCGAGAGCAUCGCGCGACGAAUUCUCGUCACGUUAACAAACGAGUAUGAGCACAAUCGCGCACAAUCGGUCGCAACUCUCCUGAAUCAAGUUACGCGGGCCGCGACUUUUCGUCGGGCAGAAAAAACGGUACAUACACGGAGAGAAUUUUUUGUUUAUAUUUUACCCUUAAAUUCACUACAAAUUUGAGACAACUUGGCAA
Molecule: messenger RNA, 2565 nt
Organism: Temnothorax curvispinosus
Lineage: Eukaryota; Metazoa; Arthropoda; Insecta; Hymenoptera; Formicidae
Exons: 1
Coding region: 1-390 (129 amino acids)
Cellular component (GO): extracellular region
Molecular function (GO): chitin binding
Source: RefSeq, a predicted model, not a curated record